CACUAAAGCCCCUUCUCCGGCUUCUCUCUGCAACUUCUCUUCAAACCCAUCAGCGUUAUGCUUCGAUCCGAAACCCCGUUGAUUUGAUUAUCCAACAUGUCGGCCGCAUCCAGAGGCCUCAUUUCUGGUUUCAGAUUUCUCUCUAUUGGUCCGAGAACAUCCGCAAUAGUAGCUUCGUAUCAGUUCAGGAGAUUCGGGUCUGAGUCUCUGAUCGAUGAAGAGCCUCGGAUAAUCGUACCUAAGCCUGGAGUGAUGUCUCCCAAUUCCAAGAGGACUGGGGCUAUCGCUGUCAAGUGUGGGAUGAGUGCUCUCUGGGACAAAUGGGGUGCUAGGGUUCCCAUCACUGUGCUUUGGCUGGAUGAUAAUAUCGUUUCUCAAGUCAAGACCUUUGAGAAAGAGGGACUCAAUGCGUUACAGGUUGGUUGCGGGCAGAAAAAGGCCAAGCAUUUGACAAAACCCGAAGUGGGACAUUUUAGAGCUCAAGGUGUUCCCCUGAAGAGAAAAUUAAGGGAGUUUCCGGUAACCGAGGAUGCACUCCUCCCAGUUGGUACAACAAUUGGUGUACGCCAUUUUGUUCCGGGCCAAUAUGUUGAUGUAACAGGAAUCACAAGAGGGAAAGGUUUUCAGGGUGGGAUGAAAAGAUGGGGAUUUAAAGGAAUGCCAGCAUCUCAUGGUGCAUCGUUAUCACAUCGGAGUAUUGGUUCUACUGGUCAGAGGGAUGCUCCUGGGAAGGUGUUUAAAGGCAAAAAGAUGCCUGGUCGUAUGGGAGGGAAGCAGCGAACAGUUAAAAACGUAUGGGUCUACAAAAUAGAUCCUACAAGGAACUUGAUGUGGGUUAGAGGCCAGGUCCCAGGUGCUGAAGGGAACUUUGUGUUUAUAAAAGAUGCUGUUUACAAGAAACCUGAUGCUUCAAUACUUCCAUUCCCAACAUAUUUUCCUGCAGAAGAUGAGGAUCCAACAGUAUUGGAACCUAUUGUUGCUGAUCUUGGAGAUAUAGAUCCAUUUAUGGUGGCAGAUUAAUCAGUGGCUAAGUUUCAAAUCCCUAGAGAAGCUGGGUCAUCCUGCAUUUCAGCGAUUCUUUUUUGUACUUUGGACCAAUACAGAAAACGGCAGUUAGUGAUUUGAGAACCAGCUGAGGCUGUUAGAAUUUGAUUUAUGUCUCCUCUUUUUCUAUCAAUUUUAUUAGAAGACUGUAAUUCCAAAUAUUGAGUUGAUUCAAUCUCCAAAUUGGAAACAGGCUAACCAUCCUACCCUAGGGUUUUCAAAUAAAUCUGUAAAACAUGGAAUUUUGGUCUGUUGGUAUGUGGGUAAUGUUAAAAGAGUUUCAGAA
Molecule: messenger RNA, 1330 nt
Organism: Vitis riparia (riverbank grape)
Lineage: Eukaryota; Viridiplantae; Streptophyta; Magnoliopsida; Vitales; Vitaceae
Product: 50S ribosomal protein L3-2, mitochondrial
Exons: 5
Coding region: 97-1020 (307 amino acids)
Biological process (GO): translation
Cellular component (GO): ribosome; mitochondrial large ribosomal subunit
Molecular function (GO): structural constituent of ribosome
Source: RefSeq, a predicted model, not a curated record